Cuculus canorus (common cuckoo) is the source of this 7122-nucleotide messenger RNA. RefSeq names its product peroxidasin. NCBI's taxonomy places the organism in Eukaryota, Metazoa, Chordata, Aves, Cuculiformes, Cuculidae. The coding region runs from base 64 to 4287 and encodes 1407 amino acids. The record is from RefSeq and is a predicted model, not a curated record. Gene Ontology annotation, biological process: response to oxidative stress. Gene Ontology annotation, molecular function: peroxidase activity; heme binding; protein binding. The transcript is spliced from 23 exons.
GAAACUUUUUUUUGUCAGCUCCCUGCAGUUCAGAAUUGAGGCAAACGCACUCCAGCAAACACCAUGCUGCUCAGACCUUCAGCUCUUCGAGGCUUUUUGUGUUUUCUCCUCUUGCCCAGUUUCUCCUGCUCCUGUCCCAGUCGCUGCCUGUGCUUCAGGACUACAGUAAGAUGCAUGCAUCUGAUGCUGGAAACCAUCCCCGAUAUCCCACCCCAGACAAGCAUACUAGAUUUACGUUUCAACCACAUCAAGGAGAUACAACCUGGAGCCUUCAGGAGACUGAAGAACCUCAACACGCUGCUGCUGAACAACAAUCAGAUAAAACAAAUUGUGAGAAGAUCCUUUGAAGAUCUGGAGAACCUGAAAUACCUCUACCUUUAUAAAAAUGAAAUUCAGAGCAUCCAGCAAAAUGCCUUCAAUGGGCUCCGGUCUCUGGAACAGCUCUACCUGCAUUUCAACAACCUGGAAAGUCUGGAGCCGGAGACUUUUAGUGACCUGCCUAAACUUGAAAGGCUAUUCUUGCACAACAACAAGAUUUCCAGGAUUCAUCCAGGGACAUUCUCUCAACUGGAAUCCCUCAAACGGCUGCGGCUGGACUCCAACGCUUUGCUCUGCGACUGCGACUUGAUGUGGCUGGCGGAGCUGCUGAAGAAAUACGCUGAGCAGGGCAGCAUCCAGACAGCCGCCACCUGCGAGGCUCCUCAGGAGCUGCACGGGCGCUCCAUCGUCACCUUGACUGCCCAGGAGUUUAACUGUGAGAGGCCUCGCAUAACCUCAGAACCCCACGAUGUCGACGUCCUCUUGGGAAACACAGUUUAUUUCACCUGCAGGGCAGAAGGCAACCCAAAGCCUGCGAUUAUUUGGCUGCACAACAAUAAUGAGAUUGAUAUGAAAGAUGACAAUCGCCUGAACCUGUUGCAAGACGGUACCUUGAUGAUCCAGAAUACUAAGGAGUCGGACAAAGGCGUUUACCAGUGCAUGGCCAAGAACAUAGCUGGGGAGGUCAAGACACAAGAAGUUGUGCUGCGCUAUUUUGGCACCCCAUCCAAGCCCACUUUUGUGAUCCAGCCACAGAACACUGAAGUGCUGAUUGGGGAAAGUGUCACCUUGGAGUGUGGGGUCUCUGGGCACCCCCCGCCUCGCAUCAGCUGGACCCUUGGCACGGGCUCUCCUUUACCGCAGGAUUCCCGUUUCACUAUCACCGGCUCUGGAGGACUGUUCAUUCAGAAUGUCACCUUCUCAGACCAGGGGCAGUACAACUGCAGCGCCAGCAACACCGAGGGGUCCAUCCAGGCGACUGCGAGGAUCAUAGUGCAAGAUUCUCCCAGGUUUCUCCUCAUCCCCACUGAUCAGACGGUAACUGAGGGACAAAGCGUGGAUUUCCCCUGCACUGCUGACGGUCACCCUCCACCUGUGAUUACCUGGACGAGGGCAGGUGGGCCACUGCCGAGUGACCGGAGGCACAGCAUCCUCUCCACGGGUACCCUGAGGGUGAUGAGGGUAGCUUUGCACGACCAAGGCCAAUACGAGUGCCAUGCCAUCAGUGCCAUCGGAGUGAAGACCCUCCCAGUGCAGCUGUCGGUGACACCACGAGUGAUACCCAUGUUCCUUCAUCCCCCCCAAGAUGUGGUGGCUGAGACAGGCCAGGACGUUUCCAUUACUUGCGCUGCCCAAGGAGAUCCACGCCCCACCAUAACCUGGGUCAAAGAGGGUAUCCAGAUCACGGAGAGCGGCAAGUUCCACGUAAGCCAAGAUGGGACCCUUUCCAUUCAAGACCUCGGCGUGGCUGACCAGGGCAGAUACGAAUGCAUUGCAAGAAACCCCUUUGGCUUCACCUCCAGCGCUAUGCAGCUCACCAUCACUGCCACGAAUGUUGGUCGGAGCGGCGACACGUUUGUAGCCACGUCGAUACGGGAAGCCAUCAGCAGCGUGGACCAUGCCAUCAAUUCAACACGAACUGAGCUGUUUAGCAAGCGCCCUAAGACGCCCAACGACUUGCUGGCUCUCUUCCGUUACCCUCGGGACCCCUACACCCUCGAAACUGCCAGGGCAGGUGAGAUCUUUGAAAGGACCUUGCAGCUGAUUCAGGAACACGUGCAACAAGGUUUAAUUGUGGACAUGAAUGUCACAGGUUAUCGGUACAAUGACUUGGUGUCCCCUCACUACCUGAACAUGAUUGCCAACCUGUCGGGCUGCUCUGCCCACCGCCGCACCCCGAACUGCUCUGAUAUCUGCUUCCACAAGAAGUACAGAACCCAUGAUGGCUCUUGCAACAACCUCCAGCACCCAAUGUGGGGUGCAUCUCUCACAGCCUUCCAGAGGCUCCUCAAACCUGCCUACCAGAAUGGAUUUAACCUCCCUCGGGGGUUUUCCUUGGCAGAAGAUGCCAGGGACCUGCCCCUUCCUCUACCCCGCCUUGUCUCUACCACCAUGGUUGGGACCGAGACCAUCACCCCUGAUGACGAGUUCACGCACAUGCUCAUGCAGUGGGGCCAGUUUCUGGACCACGAUAUGGACCAGACGGUGGCAGCCAUUAGCAUGUCCCGCUUCUCAGACGGAGCACCCUGCAGCAAGGUGUGCACCAACGACCCACCUUGCUUCUCCAUCACGGUCCCUGCCAAUGACCCCCGUGUGAGGAACGGGCGCUGCAUGUUCUUUGUCCGCUCGAGCCCUGUGUGUGGCAGUGGGAUGACCUCCCUGCUGAUGAACUCUGUCUACGCCAGAGAGCAGAUCAACCACUUGACAUCUUACAUUGAUGCCUCCAAUGUUUACGGCAGCACAGAGCAGGAAUCACAGGAGCUGCGGGAUCUGAGCAGCCAAAAUGGGUUGCUGAAGCAAGGGCAAGUUGUACCUAGCUCGGGGAAGCAUCUCCUCCCCUUUGCUGUAGGGCCACCCACUGAGUGCAUGAGAGAUGAGAACGAGAGCCCCGUGCCGUGCUUCCUGGCAGGAGACCACCGUGCCAAUGAGCAGCUGGGUCUCACGGCCAUGCACACACUUUGGUUCAGGGAGCACAACCGUGUUGCCACGGAGCUGUCGGUCCUCAAUCCCCACUGGGAUGGAGACCUCCUGUAUCACGAGGCACGGAAGAUUGUGGGUGCCCAGAUGCAGCAUAUCACCUAUGCCCAGUGGCUCCCCAAGAUUCUUGGGGAAGCUGGAAUGAAGAUGCUGGGUGAGUACAAAGGCUAUAACCCCAACAUCAAUGCGGGGAUUCUCAAUGCCUUUGCCACUGCUGCCUUCCGCUUUGGGCACACUUUGAUCAACCCCAUCCUGUACCGGCUGAAUGAAACCUUCCAGCCCAUCCGCCAAGGCCACAUCCCCCUGCACAAGGCUUUCUUCUCCCCAUUCAGGAUCACGCAGGAGGGUGGGAUCGAUCCCCUCCUCCGUGGGCUGUUUGGGGUUCCUGGGAAAAUGCGGGUCCCCUUUGAACUCCUCAACAUGGAGCUGACAGAGAAACUCUUCUCCAUGGCACACUCUGUCUCGCUGGACUUGGCUGCUAUCAACAUCCAGAGAGGGCGGGACCAUGGCAUCCCACCUUACAAUGACUUCAGGGUCUUCUGCAACCUCUCAUCUGCACAGGAGUUUGAGGACCUCAGAAAUGAGAUAAAGGACUUGGAGAUCAGGGAAAAGCUCAGGAGUUUAUAUGGAACUACCAAAAACAUUGACCUGUUUCCAGCACUGAUGGUGGAGGAUCUUGUCCCUGGUACCAGAGUUGGACCAACGCUCAUGUGUCUCUUAACAACGCAGUUCAGAAGGCUGAGGGAUGGAGACAGAUUCUGGUAUGAGAAUCCCGGAGUCUUCACGCCAGCUCAGCUGACUCAGAUCAGACAGGCGUCCCUUGCUCGUGUCAUCUGUGACAACAGUGACCACAUCCAGCAGCUCCAGAGAGAUGUCUUCAGGGUGGCAUCAUACCCUCAGGGCAUGGUUGGCUGUGAAGAGAUUCCCACCGUGGACCUCCGCUUGUGGCAGGACUGUUGUGAGGACUGCCAGACACGUGGACAAUUCAGGGCUCUGUCUCAGCGGUUCCGAAGCAAGAGAUCUCCUGGCUUCAGCUACCCAGAAGAAAACCCUGCCAAGCAUAAACCUGCCUUCCCCAGAACAGAGGCAUCUUCUCCAAGCCCUUCCUCCAGAGAGAAGAAUCUCGAGUCCCUUGUGGCUAAACUGGAGAAGACAGUUGCUUCCCUACAGAAACAGGUGACCACACUAGAAAGCCAGCUGAGGUGGCACCAGAGGAACACCAGCACGCAUGGACAGGGGAAGAAGACUGGAGACAAAUGGAGAAAAAGAUGACCCUCUUGCCUAUUCAUAUAAGGUGCCCUGUGACCUGCACUCCUGCUCUCCACCAGCCAAUCCAACCCACUCCUACAGGGCUCAGAAGCAGCGGCCACGAGACCCCACGAUGCUCUGCCUCCUCUCACACCCCUGUGCCUCUCCCCCUCCCAGGAUGACUGUGUUCUGCCUGUAUUGAACGCUCUGCACUGGCUCUCCAUGAGUCCCUCAGCCCCUGGACCUUCAUUACACUUGUCAGCCUCCAGGGAUGGGCUCUGCCCUCUUUGAUAGUGGCAGGUGGAUGGUCUGCUGAGAUGCCACUUCCUCCUGCAGUCCCCUGGAAAUGGAGGAUUAUUGAAGCUGCUUUAGUGCCACUGUGCUGCUCUUCUCCUCUUCCCACGCAAUGCUGUUGUCAUCUACCACUCCUUGUCUGAAAUGUCAUAGAAUCAUAGAUUCAUGGAAUGGUUUGGAUUGGAAAGGACUUUGAAGAUCGUCUAGUUCCACCUCCCUGACAUGGACAGGAACAACCCCCACUGGAUCAGGUUGCUCAAAGUCUCACCCAACCUGGCCUUGAUCACCUCCAGGAAUGGGGCAUCCACAACUUCUCUGUCCCACGGGGACCCAGGUGACCUAAUAAAUUAAGAAGCAAAUUCUUUCUUAAUGCGCUGUGGUGCCAGGAAGCAUCUGAAGAAAUCUGAAAGACACAAUAAAUUAAAUAAACAUGAAACUCGAAGCAACUCCCCACCCAUCUUCUGAUGCCAACGGAAAGAGCAAGAGGAACCUCAGGGCCCUGGCAAGCACCAUUUGGGCUGGGCUUGCAGCCUCUGCCAGCAGCGAGGAGGUGAACCCAGGGCACAAGGAAGUUUCCUGGCUGUUUGGGUGCUUCAGGAUGGGAUGACAGACACAGCAAUGCUGGGAUCAGCCACAGUGUUUUGCCAUUCGUUUGGUAGUGAGUGGCACAUCCUUGGUUACGUGACCCUGUGAGUGACCUACCGUUACGUGUCCAGUGCGCAAAACCCAUUGUCCUCGGCAUGACCCACGUUCUCCAACUUCCUGCUCCUUUAGAGUUUUAAUUGGAUUUAUGUUGCUCUUCCUUUCUUUUCUCCCUAAAAGACUCUUUGCUGGAAGAUAUAUUCCGAGUGUAAACGUAACAGGAUCUGGAACAGAACCUCAGAUAAUUAGAUGUAAUGGGCACUCUCAUUAGUGGAGAGGAGCUGCUGGUUUCUGUCAAUUAGUUCAGGAGAACACGAUGUGCAGCAUUUGACACACGGAUGAAUGCAAAGUCCUGUUUGUGUUUAUUGCUCCCAGGUGCUCUGCAACCAAACCAGGACUGUGUAACCAGCUCUACUGAACAGGUCAUCUGGUUUUGGUGCUCUUUGGAGGUGCUUUUUGGUGGUGCUACAACUAUAGUCCCUGUGUACCCACUGUAGUCCCAAAUCUACAGGCAGGUUGGAUUUUAAUGCAUCCUUGUAUACUGGUCAUAGGGACUAAAGAGAAAAUACUUGAUCCAUCAGCUCUCUGCGCCUUCCUUAUCUUCCCUGCAACCUCUCACCUUCUUUCCCACAGUGCAAGGACCAGAAACUUUUGUGAACAUGCUUAUUCUUUUCUUCUGCCCCCUUUAUUUUUAUUUUUAGAUGUGUUCUAGAACCAAAGGGAUUCAAAGCAGCAGGGAUGCUCCUGGAAUUUAGUAGGAAAAUAAAAAAGAUAUGAGAAAAAAAGGUGGUGAUUUAUCAGCUCUUUCCUGGCGUGGGACUCUGGGCUGUGCGUGCGUGUCCUGCGCAGACACAGGCUUGCAGUGAUGAGUGUGUGCUAUGCAUGUCUGGGAAGCGCAGCUCAGAGGCAGUAUUUAGUCCUCAGGGUUGUUUGUCAUUUUGAGGCACUCUUUCAUUUAGGUGCAAAUCAAGAUCCAGAGCCUUGUGUGUCAUAAAUCAGCUGCACUUGGCUAUCACUUGUACCACUCCAGAACCUAAUCUGGCAAAGGUCAAUAAAGGUAACUCAGUCUCCAGUCUCCUUCUGCAAACCACAAGUUUACCAAGUCCCCGUUCAAAACAGUCAGGCAUAAACGUUCGGUGCUUGAUCUAAUCAGAUAAUCUCUAAAUGCAUAACCAAGCAGCCUAUUUUCCUCCUGACGGAGCGGGAGCGUGACGUGAGGAGAAUGCUCAUCAGCAGUGCAGCAGAAAGACAGCAGAGGGGAUGUCCCUUCCCCGUGCUUUGCAAACCCUUCUGUGCUCCGUUCUCCGUUUCCCUCCCCACGCUGAGGUGCGAAAAUACACAGAGAAAUGGCACAUCCCUGCGUGCCACUGAGGGUGUGCUUGGGAGGUGGGGGAAGAUCUCAGGGGAACUACCCAGGUGUUCAGGUGCUGCUUUGGUAGGUAAGGAGCUAAAUAUUUUAUUAAAGCCUCCCUUUUUUCCCAGUUCCCAUCCAUGCAGAAACACACAGAGCAUAUUCGUGGACUUCUCUGUCUGGAAGAGAGUGGGGAAGGAACUGACCCCCAAACCCAGAUACUGAAAUCAGCUUUUGCAGGUUGAUUGGGCACCAGGGGACACGCAGGAUGCUGAUGAAGGGAAAGGUAGAGUUUGUUCUUCAUACGCCAUAUGGUUGCAGUUCAUAUCCUACACCUCUACAGUAAAGUUUCCUUUCUUUUUUCUAAACUAUCUCUUUCAAAACCCAUCUGCAUACCCCAAAUGAGCUACCCAGCCCAACUACAAGCAGAGGAGGAUGGAAAUAAUGGGCUUAAGGCCAGGAGUGGAGUUGCCAGGCACAAAACUUCCACUAAUUAGAUGGAACAGUUAAGUGACAAAGCCCAGGCAGGGGUUGGGGGCAGACUGGAAUUGGGGUUUCUAACCUGAGCAGUG